CUGCAAUCUGCUAUGUAUAAGUUUAAUGUAAGUAGAAAUAUAGUUGUAGUGUUUAAAACUGACACAAACCCAGAGCCAUGUUUAACGGAGGGUAAGGGGAGGAGGGUAAUUUACCCCUCGGUUGGCAAAUUUUAUGGUGUUUGAUGGGGCAACACAUUUUUAAGACCAAAAUAAAAAUGAAAAAAUAUAAUAUAUUUCGGGUAUUCUUUAUAUUUCCUAUAGGUAUACAUAUUUUGUUCAUAAAUACCAAAUAUUAUUAGGUACUAUUAUUUACACUUUUAUCUAGCACUAGUUAAGCAUUGCCAGGCCAGCUAGUAUAUUUUUGAAUAAUGGUGUAGGUAACUUUGGAAAUUAAAAAAUUAGAACAAUAGGUAUAUAAAUAUAAUAAAAAGUAAUUCCCCUUAGUUUGUGACGGGAAAAUGAUAUACCUAUCGGCCAUCACACUUUAGUAAUAAGUGAAAUGCAAUAAUAAUAUUUCGAAAAUUCAAAUAGGUAAUAUGGGUAACAUCGAGUAGCGGAUUUGCGGUAGAUAGUUGAACUUAUAAUGAAUAGACACAGGCCAUAUUUAUUCCAUUGUAUCUAUGCCACAAGCUCACAAGACACGUAACGACAAAAAAUUGAUUAUCUAUAAAACAGAUUAGACAGAUUUAAUGUUCAUGAAUUAGACCACGGUAUUGGGAUAUUAUAAUAUCUAUUUUUAUAGACCGUGUAGGGUUGUAGAUAAGGUGACCUUAUGGAUCUAUGUGAUACACCGUGGUUAUAGAUAAAACAACGACCGUGGUACAAUCACAGAAUAGAUAAAAGAUAUUCGGCACGCGAACACAAUACACAUACGCAUUUUUUUUCAAUUAUUCUACUGUUUUUUAUUUUGAAGUUAUUUGGGUCGUCGCUUUUCUUUUUUGCCGCGAUCAACCUCCUCAUGUCUGAAGUUGCUCAACUGUAGUCUAUAGAGCAUAGAAUAUAGAUACAUUUUUUAUAACUAGUUUAGAGACGUUCACCAAUUACAAAACAGAAUCAUGACGUCCUCCAAGUAUUGUGUGAGAACUCGAAAUAGAAUAAAACUGCCCAAUGCAAAGGUGAGAAACGCUUGUAUUUGUAAUUAUUAUACUAAUAAAAUUAUUGUCACCACUAACGACAUUUUCAAAUACACUUGUUGACGUAGAUGGUUUUGUCAUUUUUUUAAAAUUGUUUUAAUUUCAGAAUUUAGAAACGGAACAGGACCACGAUGAGUUUUUGUCCAAGUUGACUUCGGCUUUGUGUUGUGAGAAUUUUAAUAGACUUCCUCUCAAUUCCAGUCUCGGGCGUUUGCCAUUAUCUGGUAUAAAAUAUUUGCUUUAUUUAUUAAUUAUAAGGUAUGCAUUAUUAUUACUAGUGAUUAUAAAUACUAUAAUAUGUAUAAUCUAUGUUAUUACCAAAUAGGUAGUAAGUUAUAUACAACUACAAUUUAUUUAAAAUAAGAUUUAGAUACGUUUUUCAUGAUUCACCGAUAGCAGUUGGACAAUCUGUUUUCACAAUAUUAUACCUACUGCUGCCAUAUGUCUUUUCACAUGGUGUUAAUUAUAGUACUAUAUCUAGCAUACUACCUAGUUAUAUAUAUUGUGUGUAACCUAGUAUACUGUAGUACCUUUACUAAAUUCUAUUCACACCAUAAUGUAUAAAAUAUACUAGAAAGUACCUAGCAACAGCAAAGAUAAAAAUUAUAAGUAUGUUACAAAAUUAAUUAUUGUAUGCAUUCAAUCUAUCAGUAGUUUCGACCCUUGUGGUAACAUGAGCGUAACAUGUCGUAUCAUGUAUGAGUUUUUAAAAUUUUUGUUUUAAAAGUGAUAAAUCAAUUUAUAAAUCAGAAUUUUAUUAUGAAAAACUAUUAAAUCAUUAAGACUAUUUAUUACUAAUAAGUAACACAUUAAAUUAUUUAGUCAAAACUUGCAAAUAUAUCAGAAAUAAAAAUAAAAAUUUACAAUUUUUAUUAUAAUACAUUUUAUUUUAAAUCUGACUGUGCUGUUCGACAAGAUUUACAAAUAUUACUUGUAUGUUCUUUUCAAAUAGGUAUGCUUGUUACAUAGCUUACAGCAAACUUAAACAUGAUAAAUUUUUAUAAAUAUAAUUAUUUAUAAAAGUUUAUUAUUAUAUUUUACGUUCUUUUUAUCAAAAUUAUCAAGUUAUGACUAGUCAUAUUUUUAACAUACAAUUAUGAAUUUGGUAAUGUUAUUUAUAGAAAUAUUCUUAGAAAUAAGUAGAUAAAGUAUACAUUAGCACCUAAGUUGUUAAAUAAAAGCCAGUGGUAGCUAAAUUAGUAAUUGAGUGAACAUCAGGCUCAUAUAUGAUUGCUGACAGGUUAAAUCCAUAUUGUAAUUGAUACAAUACAUCCUAUAGUAUUACAUUUUAAAUUCUGAGUGAAGUGAUAAAUGUAUUAGUCUCAUAAUGAUGUGCAUUUCUUAUUUAAAGUGCCUGUUUUCUAUAGUAGGAUAACAAUUUAAGUGUGGUUUCUGGUGACUAAUAACAAAUUUUACCGUCAUUAAAAAAUAUCAAAAAUUCAUGUGCAAAUUUUUUUCUAUAGAUAUUUGAAGUGGAAAUUUGGACAUUACAAAUUGGAAAAAUAAUUAUUUUAGUUAUUUGGUUGUAUCCUGGGUAAUUGAAAAAAUAUUUGAAUUUUGAUAUACAAAUUUUGCCAUGAAGUAUGUUAUUAUUUAUUAGGCAAUUUAAUUUUCAAAAUAUUAGAUCAAUUAUAAGCUAUUUUUACUAUGAACUUAUCACAGUUCACACCAAUAUAAGGUGUAUUGUUAUUAAAAUAAAAUUAAUAACAAUAAUGUAUUAAAUAUUACAAUAAUUUAUAAUUAUCAAUAAUAUAAUAAAAUAGGAAAUGCAAUUAUUCUGGUAGAAAUAUCUAUUGUUUUCCUAAUAGAAAAAUAUAUUACAAUAAAUUAUUUAUUGUUGUUGAUACUCGAUCGUGAACUUGUGAUAAAAUUGUAAUACAUAUUGAUAAAUUGUCUGUAUUCUGAUUGGCUAUCAAUAUUUCUAUAUUGGUGAAUAAUCUGGAAAAUUAGAUAUGUUCUAUUACCAACAACUGUAUAUUAGCGUGAUUCCUUCAACCGGUAUACUUAUUUGUAAUUCACAAUACAAACUAAUAUACAAGUUAUCACAAGGGAUAACACAAUAAAUUGUAUUAUAACGGAAUUUAGGAACCUAUACCUGGGUGUUUAACAUCUUGGUUCAGCAUCCAAAUUAGUUAAUAUUGUUAUAGGUACAAGCCAUAACAUUGUAAAAAAAACCGUUGAGAUAUUAUAUACAUAUUUAUAUCAAUAUUACCCUUAAAUUCAGGUGUAUAAAUGAAAGGUAUAAACUAUAUCCAUGAAUUAGUGAUGGGUUUUAUUGUAUUUUUCUAUAAAGGAAUAAAGUAGGUAAUUUUAUUUAAUUAUUAUUUACAUUUAUAUUAUAUUAUAAAAAUCAUAUAAAAUUAAAUGUAUACUAAGAUUUUUGCUCAUUUUAUUACAGAAUUGGCUCAAGAACUUAAAACAGGGAAAUUAAUAUCAAAAUUUGAAGAUUUUGAUUGUUAUUCUGAUGGAGAAGAUGAAUCACCAUAUGUUUAUACUUGUUCGUUUGUAUUGGCUAUAAUGUAUUUUGAACGACUUAAAGCAUCCAAUCCUAAUUAUUUAAAAUGUAUUAACUCAUCAGAAUUGUUUCUUAUGUCUUUGGUAAAUUUAAUAAGUUUCUAGAACCUACUCAAUUUAAUAAUGCUCUUCACAUAAAUGUAUUUUUAAUUUGUAUAGUUAGUUGCUAGUAAAUAUCUUCAUGAUGAUGGUGAACUUGAUUCGGCGAUCAAUAGUGAAUGGGCUGCAGCUUAUGGUAUCAGUCUUAAAACUAUUAAUCAAAUGGAAAAAGAUUAUUUAUCUGCCAUGGUAAUGUUCUUUAAAUAUAAGAUCUUAUAUACAUUCAAUUAUUUUUAAUCUAAUAGUUUCCAUGCUCUACUCAAAUUUUUGAAUAAUAAACCUAAGCUCUAUUAAAAUAUUUUAAGUUUAAACCAGAGACUGGAACUUUUUGAAUUUAUCAGUAUUGGUUCCUAUACGGUUCUCCAAAAAUAAAAUAACUGUUUUGGCUUGGGUCCGGUUAAUUUUUAGUAGGCACCUAAUAUAAAUAUUAUUAUUAUUUUUACUUUUAUUUGUCUGUAAUUUUCUUACAAAAAUAUGGAAAAAGUAAUAUUGAUCUACAGCUUUUGUAUACUGGCUACAAUAUGUGUGAAUUAUGGUGCUUACUAGGAAAGACAUUUCCAAUUAAUAUUAUUUCAAUGAAUGUCUGGCAUGUAAUCAAAUCGUAAAAAAAUAAUAAAUUUAAAAUUUAAAUACCUAUCUAGAAUUCGGGUUUUUAUAUAUUUAUAGUUAAUAGUAUGAGAAAUAUUAGAAAAUUCAGAUGAUCAUUCAUAACAAAUUAUUUGUACUAUUUAUAGUUUAUAGCUUAUACUAAUAAAUACUAAUAAAUUAUGUAAAUCAAAUUAUUUUAUUUUUGAACCUAUAAAGGUUUUGGUUCCGGUUCUAGUUUUUAAUAUUUUAAAGUUUCCGGUUUUAAAACCGGUUAUUUUAGGUUCGGUUACAGUCCCUAAUUUAAACUUUUUGACAGUAAUCUUAAAAUUUACCAUACAGUCUCUUAUAUAAAUGGCUGUUCCAUUUACAAAUGAUACAGAUGAUCUUAAUAGAUUUGUAGAAUGGUGUACAUUAAAUAAUUUUAGUUUAAAUGUUUUAAUUUAUUUUUUUACUGUAAUAAAAAUAAUAUGUUAUUUGUAUACUUAAUUAGGAAAUCUAAGUUUCCUGAUUUGGUCAUUAUACAUGACCUUGGUGUAACAUUCCAGUCAAAUCUACUUUUUUCUACUUAUAUAGAGAAAGUGUGCCUAAAAACAGUUACAAUUUUGAGCUUUUUAAUUAGAUCAACCAAAUCUUUUCUUAAUGAACAGUGUCUUACAGUUCUCUAUUGUUCCUUGGUCCAUUCCAUUUUUCAAUAUUGUUCCAUUAUAUGGAAUCCAAAUUCCCUUAGCAAUUCAGAGAUACUAGAAAUAGUGCAAAGAAGAUUCAUUCAUUUUAUUGACUAUAAAAGGAGAAUAACUAAUACCCAAGAUAGAUGACCUCCUUUUUAACAAUAUCCAGCUUUAUCAAAAACUAGAUUUCCUUUCUACUCUUUGCAAAAUGACUGGUAUGUCUUUCCUUUAUCAACUAUUAAACAGAAUUAUAUUGUGACUACCAUUGCUUGACCAAAUUCCUUUUUAUGUGGUAAUCUACUGUACAAAUUAUAGGGGGGUAAAUCACUAGCCAAUUUUUUGUACACCAGACUUUCAACUUUGUAUACUUUCAUGUACUUCCAAGUAGUUCCAAAGUAAUUCCAAAUAUUUGUAUACCUAUUUCUACUUUGUACUCCUCUCAAAUUAUGAUCAAUAUAGUCCACUGAAUUGGCAUUAUGUUGAAAAUAAUUUUUCUAACUAGUCUAUCAAAUUUUAAGCAUUACUCUUCAAAUUUUUGAUUUUCUGUAUUAUGAUAUUAUGUAUUAAUAUGUUCUGUUUACAUACCAUAAAUGUUUACCUUUGUAAUAAUUAAUUUAUUGUAAAUAUUUAUUACUAAUACACUUGAGUCUAUUUAAUAACUUUAAAAUAAAUUAUAAUAAUUAAAAUUAAAAACUGAUAAGAAAUAUAAUAAAAUCUCUCCCCCAAAAAAAAUAUAUAAAAGGAAAAUGUAAAAAUGUAUAGUAUAUUAUAAUAGAAAACAAAAUAUUAAUUUUUGGUAAGUUUCAUAAACAUAAAUACAAUCCAUUAGUAGCAUUGAUUUUCUAAAAUGAGUAAUGGAUAACUUAAAAAUUUUAAAAUAAUUGGAAUUUUCUAAAUAUAAUGAAUUAAGUCUAACCUACCAUAACAACAGUAUUUACAUUGGGAAAUGGAUUGUGUAUGAAUAAGACUCGCAUAAUGAUGAGAUACACGAAAAAAAAAAAUUAAUCAAAUCAAAUUUGUUUUUUAUAAUUUAUUUCACCGAGUUUAAAAUUCACAGUUAUUGAUUGUCAUUUGUUUAUUGGAAUGUAUUUAUAGAACUGGGAAUUUUUUAUAAGUGAUGAAGAAUUUACUACCAAACACAAACAAAUAGUUGAUCAACUAUAUGGUGAUUUGAAGAAAUCAAAUUCUGUUCUUUUGAAAAUGUUCCUAUUGAUAUCAUCAGUUGUACAGACAAUUAGAAAGGUUAGUUAUUAUUUUAUUAAAUUUAUUUAUUAUUCAAAUUUAUUUAUUAUUCAAAUUUAAUUAUUUAAUGAUAUUAUUAUUUAGUUGUACAGAAGGAAAAUUGUUCGUCAGAAAAUUAAACAAAUGAUUGCCAUGUCUACUGUUAUUACUGUAGUAACUGCUACGUCUAUGCGACUUAAAAUUAACAAUGAAAAUCAAAAUUUGAUACCAGAAUUAUAUGAUGAAAUUGAGUCUAAUCCAAAUUAUCCAAUAAUUUCCUUCACACAUAAUAAUGAGACAGUACAUCCAGAACAUGCUACAGAUGAUUCUAAAACAUGGCAUUCAUAUAACUCUAAAUUAGUACAAUUACUCGAUCAUUUGUUACUGAUGAAUAUCUGUGUGUCUGAGAAUCGUCAAUUACUACAUCAAACUACUACCACUAGUGAUACUGAUAUGAAUCAUAUUCAAAAUACAACAAAUUUAAAAUAUUUUACGUUUUUUAAUUAUCUAAAAUCUGAAAAUCAUAAGUCUUGAAAUAUUCUUUUGUUAAAAUAACUAUACAUUUUAUAUUGUACAAAAAACAAAUGUGAUUUACAUGAUGAUAAAUUUAUAUCUGCAUUAUAAAUCAUUUUUAUCUCAGAUAUAAUUUUUUAUAAUAAUUAAUUUAAAAAUUGCUAACACAAUUAUUAUAAUUUUAAGAAAAUGUCAAAUUACACUAAGCAUAAGAAAAAAUAAUUUAUUUGAAUUUAAAAAAUAAUUUGUUUUUUUAAUUUCUGUACAAUCCAAAUAUUUUUAAAUUCAUUCAAAUUUGUCAAAAAAAUUAAACUUAAUUUGUUAUAGUUUAAUGUUUUUCCAUUUAUCAAGACAUUUUUUAAAGCACAAUGAAUUAUGAUAAUAAGACUGGAAAAUAUAUUAAAGUUCAAUAUAUUUGUAAUCAAUUUCAUAUUUAUUUUGAUUGUUAUUAAUCAUAAUGCAUAUUAAUUAAUUUCUAUU
Messenger RNA from Cinara cedri, 7177 nucleotides. Lineage: Eukaryota; Metazoa; Arthropoda; Insecta; Hemiptera; Aphididae. The record is from the annotation of a GenBank genome assembly.